Molecule: messenger RNA, 3280 nt
Organism: Danio aesculapii
Lineage: Eukaryota; Metazoa; Chordata; Actinopteri; Cypriniformes; Danionidae
Gene: rab25b
Product: RAB25, member RAS oncogene family b
Exons: 6
Coding region: 290-922 (210 amino acids)
Biological process (GO): exocytosis
Cellular component (GO): recycling endosome
Molecular function (GO): GTPase activity; GTP binding
Source: RefSeq, a predicted model, not a curated record
GGCUGUGUGUGGGCUGUAUGGCGCUUUGUGAUUGGCCGCGCAGGUGCACUAAUUCUCCAGUUUCAUGUGACUGCACCUGUGCUGCUCUACCUGUCUGACCUGAAUCCGGCAGAAAACACAAGUCACGCCUUCAGGUACGCUGCGUCUCAUAGCGGAACUUCCAGGCUAAAUAACACGGCUAGUUCCUCGUACAAACAAAUGACCUGUCCACUACUUAUUUUUUGAUGACUCGAACUCAUGCAGAAUUAAGUGUAGAUUCGAGAAGAAAAAUCAGCUUUGGAGUGGAAAUAUGGGGUCUGAUGAGGCCUACAACUUUGUUUUCAAAGUGGUUCUUAUUGGAGAAUCCGGUGUCGGCAAAAGCAACUUGCUGUCACGGUUCACCAAGAACGAGUUUAGCCAUGACAGCCGGACGACCAUCGGUGUGGAGUUCAGCACAAGAACUGUGCAGCUGAACGGACUCACUAUUAAAGCUCAGAUCUGGGACACCGCUGGAUUGGAGCGAUACCGUGCCAUCACCUCUGCAUAUUAUCGAGGAGCAGUCGGAGCUCUGCUGGUUUAUGAUAUUUCCAAGCAUCUGACGUAUGAAAGUGCUGAGCGCUGGCUGAAGGAGCUCUAUGAUCACGCAGAUCCACACAUCGUUGUGAUGCUGGUGGGAAAUAAAUCAGACCUGGCAGCCGUGCGCUCCGUUCCUACAGAGGACGCCAAAGACUUUGCAGAGAAGAAUGGUCUUCUGUUCAUGGAAACCUCAGCUCUGGAGUCAGUAAAUGUGGAAGCAGCGUUCAACACUGUGCUUGCAGAAAUCCACAAGAAGGUGAGCAGCAAAGAAGUGACCCGCGGCUCCAUCAGUGCAGUCACGUUGUCUCAACCAAAAACUCCAGCAGAAACCCAGGAGGAGAAGAAAACCUGCUGUAAAAACUUGUGAAAGAGUGAUUCAGAUAGAAUUGAAGUCAGAAUUAUUAGCCCCCCUGUAUAUUUCCCCAAUUUCUGUUUAACAGAAAGAUUUCUUCAGCACAUUUCUAAACCUAAUAGUUUUAAUAACUCAUUUCUAAUAACUGAUUUAGUUUAUCUUUGUCAUGAUGACAGUACAUAAUAUUUGACUAGAUAUUUUUCAAGAUGCUAGUAUUCAGCUAAAAGUGACAUUUAAAAGCUUAAAGGAGUUGUAGGUUUUUGACUCUUUUAAAGCAUAAAAAUACCAUAAUAUGUUUGCUGAUAUUUAAGAAACAUGCUGAACAUGUUUAUCUGAAAAACAAUGCUGAAGUCAGAUAUUCUGCUUUAAAUGUGCGUUAUGUGCUGGAACGUCUGUCUUUGUUUUGGUUCUUUUAACCCGCCUAAUGCCACUUUAACCACUUAUUUUUCAGCAGCCUGGGUUGCCUUGGUGGAAAACAAUGUAUUACAUUCAUGACCGAAAUGCGACCUCCGGUGUACUGUAGCAGACUCCAAAAUGAGACGCAGAUUCUGAGAUCCACAUGAGGUGGAUAUUAUUAGCAAAUAAUGUAAAUAUUACGGAUGUAAACAUUAGGCGAGCAGGUUACAUUGUAAUCGUGUGUCCUAACAACAUGCUACAUGACAAGAUUUGCAGUGAUAAGCAGUUUGGCUGUUUGCACCAGACGAAACGUGACAGAAAUUUAAAUACAGCCAUUCAGAAGCACAGAAUAUGCAGUCACUGUACUCCAACGAAAUGGUAAGGCUUACAGUCUAAUUAAUACAUAUUAAACCUCUUUAACAUUAUUAAAUGUAGAUGCUGAAUCACCGAUAUGUGUUUGUUUUGAGACGGUUCUAAAGUUCACUUUCAUACAGUUAAUUUUUAAGAUCUGAGGUGAACUAUCUGCUGCUGCUUUCAGUAAUAAGGCAAUAAAUGUCAUGUGAAAUGCCCUUCAAACUCACAUUAUUAGCAUUUAACUCUGAAUAAAGCACAUGAGGUGUAUCUGAGGUGUUAGUUUUCUGUUGUUCAGGUGCAAGAAAUAGAAACUGUUUCUAAUAUAUCAAUUUGCGGUGUUGGUUAAAACAAAACAUUCUUUUAAUAUGGAAAAUAUUCCUUCUAUCUUGUGCCGCUGCUUUUAUUUAGAACACAAUUUGAACCAGCCUUAAAUGCCUUAAAAUCCUGUUGAUGUUGUCAGUCUGGCAACCUGCGCUUGCGUGUUUUGAACCAGGAGUGGGAUAUCUAGUUCAACCACUGGGUGUCAAACUUACACACUGCACCUCUAACUAGGAUUUUUAGGCAAGUCAUUGUAUAAUGAUGGUUUGUUCUGUAGACAAUCGCUAUUAUUACUUAACCGCUAAUAUUGCUUAAGGGGGCUAAUAAUAUUGACCUUAAAAUGUUUUUAAUUAAAAUUAAAAACUGCUUUUAUUCUAGCCGAAAUAAAACAAAGAUGAUUUCUCAAGAAGAAAAAAUAUUAUAGGAAAUACUGUGAAAAUUUCCUUGCUCUUUUAAACAUAAUUUGGGAAUUUAAAAAAAAAGAGAGAGAAAAUUUUCACAGGAAUGCAAAUAAUUCUGACUUCAACUGUAUAACGUUGCUAUCGUACAGUAGAGAUAUCACUGAGAAAAACCACAACUUAAUCCAUUUCACUGACUGACAUAUAGCCAUAUCUGUGUUCUUAAAUAUUAUAUCAUAGUCAAAAGGCAUUUUAAUGCUUGUAGGUUUUGACAAAAAUUAUAGAAUGCAUUUGAAUCUGUUUUCCCUUCGUGUUUCCUGUCAGUAGCAGAUUUUUGUUUUUAUUAUUUAUGAAAUAUCAUGCCAAACUUCACAUUUUUGGUUUGUUUUUACUACUCUUAUAGCAGAUACUUUAUGAUAGUCUUCCUCAAUGAUAGUUGAGAGUCUGGAGAAACUUCAUCACUUUAAUUAAAAUGUAAGAUGGAGAAAAGAGGAUCUUUAUUUCAUUCACUUGACUGAUUGAUUCAGCAUGCUUGAUGUCGUUAAUUGAAUAAAACACAGAUUUACUUUAUUAUUUAAGGAUAAUCAGCACUGAAUCAGUAUUUUUGAGCUAUCGAAAAUCUAUAAAUUAUGUACAUACGCAAAGUUUUAUUUAAAAAAAAAAUCACAAUGUCAUUAUAAUCAUUUCAAUAUGAUCACUGAUGCUGGAAUUAUUAUUAUUAUUAUUAUUAUUAUCAGUUGCGGUUGUUAAUGCAAUAUGAUGAAUAUGCAUCCUGUUUGUCAUGCAAUAAGAAUUAAAGCAGGAGUAUGAAAUGUUUCUGAUUUUAUUUUCCACAAUGAGUUGUAAGUGCAGAUUCUGAAAUGUUUAACAUCAGUAACCAAAUAAUGAAAUAAACUGUAUUUAUGAA